This is a messenger RNA of Aspergillus pseudotamarii, 2031 nucleotides long. Its product is annotated as Zn(II)2Cys6 transcription factor. Gene Ontology annotation, biological process: DNA-templated transcription; regulation of DNA-templated transcription. Gene Ontology annotation, cellular component: nucleus. NCBI's taxonomy places the organism in Eukaryota, Fungi, Ascomycota, Eurotiomycetes, Eurotiales, Aspergillaceae. Bases 1 to 2031 code for a protein of 676 amino acids. The transcript is spliced from 6 exons. The record is from RefSeq and is a predicted model, not a curated record. Gene Ontology annotation, molecular function: DNA-binding transcription factor activity, RNA polymerase II-specific; DNA binding; zinc ion binding.
AUGGAAUCUCCCGACGCCCGAGCAGCGCCUGUCAAUGGAGACACAGAAACGCCCGCAUGCCAGUCAUGCCGAAGCCGUAAGCUGCGGUGCUCAAGGGAUCUUCCCUCGUGCACACGAUGCCAACGCCUUGGUGUGGACUGUUACUAUGAUUAUACAAAGAAUAAACCCGGAGUCAAAGUGGGCAUAAUUCAGACUCUGACUCAGCGAGUGGAAUCAUUGGAAGCUCAACUAGAAGCACUAAGGGCCCAGCAUCAGGCUGCUAGUGGUAUUCCAAGUCCUGCAAGCACAAUUCAGGAUGUAAACGCUCUCCGAGGCUUGGUUUCAUCAAUGAUGGAGGAGUGGCGAGAGAAUAACAUGCUCCCAACUAAUGCUCCAGACCAACGUCUCAACAUCGGUUCAGAUCGGGAUGUGCAUGACUCCACAAUGCCGGCUUCAAGUCCUGAGAUCUCACGAAAAAGGCCGUGUCCAGACUCUAGCAGCUCUCUGGAUUCCACAUGUCAAGUGGACCUACCCCCGGAUAGCUUAAUCAAUGGUAUCCUGGAUGCAUACUUCUCAGUCGUUCAUCCUUUCAUACCAAUCCUCCAUGAACCACUUUUUCGAUCCCGGUUGCGCGAUCCGGCUGAGAGGCCAAAGUUGAUUUCCUUACUUCAUGCCAUGAUGUGGAGUACAUCCCAUCCAGGCGCACUACAGAAAUCUAGAGAUUUUGUAGUUCUCUCAAGCAUAGAUAGCCUUUCUGUAGAAAGCGCUCAGUCCCUCAUUAUUAUUGCCUUUGUUCAUAUAUGCGACGGUAACGCAAACAAAGCGUGGCCAAUUGUCGGAGCACUGACCAGAGCUGUUGUGUACAUGGGACUCCACAGCGAGCCAGAUGAAGGCCAGCAGGGAGAUCCUUGCGUCCAACCAUUCCAAUGUCUGCCAACAGCCCGGGUAUGGACGGAAAUGGAGGAGCGACGUCGAGUAUUCUGGAAUGUCUUUCUUCUAGACAGCUGGAAGAUGUUUCUCCCUCGACGGUGGAAAGACUCUAAUAUCUCUAAGGAGCCUGCAUUUGUGCAUAUGGAUCCCAACCUGACUCUUGCUCACAUCACCCACAAUACGUCAAUGAUCCUUUUACAUCAGUGCAUUGCCUACCCACGGGCCAGCCUCGUGGAUAAGCUGAGACAAGCAAGUAUCUCCAGUGCUGAAACGUGCCAGCUUGCCGCGACAGAAACAGCCAAUAUUGUUCAGAAGUACCUUCAGUAUACACCCUUUGUUGGGCUUGUCAAUGCGCAGUUCGUGUUUUGCGCAUUCGUCAGCGCACGCGUCAUGCUUGUUCAUUCACGCCUCCAUCGCACAGAGCUUCCGGAAGGGUACGACAUUCUUCUGUGGAGUCUCCAGCAGAUGUCAGCGAGAUGGGUUUCGUCGAACCCGAACUUAAGAUUGACACAGGGAAACGACAACUUUGCUAAUGCCCUUCUUUCUCAGCUUCAGAGGCUGCAGGAGCGGUGCAAGUACAUUGACCCUUUUGAAUUGGACGCCUUGGGCUAUGCUGUUGAAGUAAGCUUUGCCCUUGGAAUACGUAGCCCACCGACCAACUCAGGUGAGAGCCAGUGGGUCCGGGAACGACGUGCCCAACAGCGACAUAGCAUCAUACCUGUUAAUGGCCAGCGGUCCCAUUAUAUGACUAGUACUCCUUCCGCGCACAGAUCCAGCCAGAGUACCGUCCAUGACCAGGCAUCGCACCAGAACGUAACAUCAUCUGUGAACGCUACGCCUCCUAGCCCCCAGGUAGCACCAGGCCCAGCAAUGAGGGAGACGAGCCAGUGGAAUAGAAACCACAUACCAACUCAACAACAUAUGGGUACAGUGCAUGCUGGGAGUGUAUAUCCCACUCAAACCGGCUCCCAGGCACCAUUGGAUGGUCUAUUUCCUUCAGUCGGUGAGGCCUCGCCCCUCGAUGGCUCGGACAGCUUUGUGGCAUUGUCUAACUUCCUUCUGGAUCCUCAAUAUCUUGACAUGGACCGAAUUAUCAGUUUUCAAGAUUCCUUUACUCAUUAG